AUGCUGCGGCUGCGCUGCAAGGCCCGCAGCGGCACCCACCCGCUGCCCGGCCUCACGGCCCACUCCCGCCUUCGCGACAUGCAGGCAGCCCUGGCUGCCCUCACUGGCGUCCCCGCCACGGCCCAGCGCCUCCUGCUGGGUUUCCCGCCGCGGAGCCUGGACCUUAGCGACGGCGAGAGGAGGCUCGGUGACCUCGGGAUCCACUCGGGCGACACGCUCAUAGUUGAAGAGGACACUUCCAAACCCAAGCCUGACUCGCCUGUAGUUGCCAAGAGAACGAUGUCUCACUCUCUGAGGGAAGCUGUGCCCGUGCUGGCCAGGAGGGUUGUUCCAGCAGAUAACUCCUGCCUCUUCACCAGUGUGUACUACGUGGUGGAGGGAGGUGUGUACGACCCGGGCUGCGCCCCGGAGAUGCGCAGCCUCAUAGCCCAGAUCGUGGCGAGCGAUCCCGAGUCUUACUGCGAGGCAGUCCUAGGGAAAACCAACAGGGAAUAUUGUGACUGGAUCCGAAAAGAGGAGACUUGGGGAGGAGCCAUCGAGGUGUCCAUUUUAUCCAAGUUUUACCAGUGUGAAAUCUGUGUGGUGGACACCCAGACGGUCCGAAUCGACCGCUUCGGGGAGGAUGCCGGCUACACGAAGAGAGUCCUCCUCAUUUAUGAUGGGAUCCAUUAUGAUCCACUUGAGAGGAAAAUCCCUGACACGGACAUUCCUCCCCAGACCAUUUUCUCCACCACUGAUGACGUUGUUCUUGCACAAGCCCUGGAGCUGGCGGACGAAGCCAGGAGGAAGAGGCAGUUCACCGACGUGAAUCGCUUCACGCUGAGGUGCAUGGUGUGCCAGAAGGGACUGACUGGGCAGGUGGAAGCCAGGGAGCAUGCCAAGGAGACUGGACACACCAACUUUGGAGAGGUGUGA
This is a messenger RNA of Indicator indicator, 915 nucleotides long. It is a transcript of the gene YOD1, whose product is annotated as YOD1 deubiquitinase. Bases 1 to 915 code for a protein of 304 amino acids. The transcript is spliced from 2 exons. NCBI's taxonomy places the organism in Eukaryota, Metazoa, Chordata, Aves, Piciformes, Indicatoridae. Gene Ontology annotation, biological process: endoplasmic reticulum unfolded protein response; protein deubiquitination. The record is from RefSeq and is a predicted model, not a curated record. Gene Ontology annotation, cellular component: nucleus; cytosol. Gene Ontology annotation, molecular function: cysteine-type deubiquitinase activity.